Trypanosoma theileri is the source of this 423-nucleotide messenger RNA. RefSeq names its product calpain-like cysteine peptidase, Clan CA, family C2. Lineage: Eukaryota; Euglenozoa; Kinetoplastea; Trypanosomatida; Trypanosomatidae. The transcript has a single exon. Bases 1 to 423 code for a protein of 140 amino acids. The record is from RefSeq and is a predicted model, not a curated record.
AUGGGUUCCUCCUCUUCCAAGAACAAGAACGGUGCCCUCAUCGGCACCCCCACCAUGACCGGCACGAUGACCACCCCACUCUUCAACGGCCUCCUCCUACGCAUCAUAGAUGAGCGCACCGGCACCUGGGGAUUCUACAGCAACACAGAAGACUACGAAUUCCACAUUUUUUAUCUCUUCGGUGUCGAUAGCACACUGGAGCCCUUUGGCCAAACCACCAUGACAGAAGAGGACGACGGCAUUAUGUGUGAAAUGACGCUCUACCCACUCGAGACAAAGAAGUUCGUGCAGGGCGAUGUGAGCAGUUACGAGUGCAAAAUAGAGGCCCGCCCACUCUCAGAGGAAUACUUCCAAUCCCACCCGAAAGUAAAUGAGCGGAAGUACUACCGCCGCCUGGUCCCACCAAAGGCAAAGAGUUUUUAA